Molecule: messenger RNA, 1884 nt
Organism: Argiope bruennichi
Lineage: Eukaryota; Metazoa; Arthropoda; Arachnida; Araneae; Araneidae
Product: transcription factor GATA-3-like
Exons: 7
Coding region: 145-1626 (493 amino acids)
Biological process (GO): cell fate commitment; positive regulation of transcription by RNA polymerase II; negative regulation of transcription by RNA polymerase II
Molecular function (GO): zinc ion binding; RNA polymerase II cis-regulatory region sequence-specific DNA binding; DNA-binding transcription factor activity, RNA polymerase II-specific
Source: RefSeq, a predicted model, not a curated record
AGAGAAGUUAAGAGCAGUAAUAGCGAUAAGCUAUCUUUCCUGAUAAGCAGCAAGAAGCAAUUUUGAUCUGUAUCUUCAACUGUCAAGGUCUACCAUUUCGCCACUCGUACCCUGGAUUACUGCGGUGUAUACGAAAGGUCAGGCAUGGGUCCCUGCACCUGGAUGGAGGACGAAACGGGAGCGAACAACUCCGCAGCACCCCGAUGGGGGUACGGGCCGGAAUCUCAGCUAGGCAUCGUCUCCAGCGAGGACGUCGGCGGGUCCUAUUUCCACCUGAGCGUGGAAAACGGAAUGCCCUGCUAUUCCACCCCCAUGCAUUCUUACAGGCCACAUCAGCCUGACAAUCAUUCGUACAGAACAUCGGCGCAAGGCAGUUCUAUAUGUAGACCGACUCACCCGGGUUUGUCAUUGCCACCACCUCCACCACCAUGGUACUCAACGGAAGGCCCGUGUCACAUCAACUCUUCAUCAUCUUGGUAUCCAUCUUCAUCAUCCAUUUCCAAUCCAUAUGCGGCCAACAAACCUCCAAAUCCGAUAGACAGUCACCAUUCACUUCAAAAACCACACCACUAUUAUUUCGGUUUCCCACCAACUCCGCCAAGCGAAGGACCUGUCGAAGUAUCACAGAUGCAAACACCAAGUUUUGCGUAUGAGGACAACAGAGGCUUUACUGGCAGACACCAAGUUGCGACACAUGCUCCAACAGGAAUAGUGCAAGAGGUUGCUCCACUUCAAGGUCAAAGCUGCUCUUGCUCCUGUCGCCAGACCAUUCCAAACCAUCAUCUGACCAAUCCACAAGUUUAUUCUCAACUUCCUCAUCGCUUCCCCACUGCCAAUCAGAAACAAAAUUUCGUUUCACCGAAUGCCGCUUCACUUCAGUUCUCCACAUCUCAAGAUACUCACCCCCAACAAAAUGUCGCCUCUGGUCCAGUAGAAAGUAACAAAAGCGAAAAUAAAAACUCACCAGAAAACAAAACGAAAAAACCCAAAGAGCUUCGCCAUAAACGACAUAAAGGAAAAACUCGAACGAAUACAGAUGGGCGCGAAUGCGUGAAUUGCGGAGCCACAUCCACGCCCCUCUGGAGACGCGAUGGCACUGGUCAUUACUUGUGUAAUGCUUGCGGACUCUACUAUAAAAUGAACGGACACAGCCGGCCGCUGGUCAAACCUAAAAGAAGAUUGUCUUCUUCCAAAAGAGUUGGGACGAGCUGUGCUAACUGCAGAACCACGACGACGACAUUAUGGAGAAGAAAUCACCAUGGUGAGCCAGUUUGCAACGCUUGUGGAUUGUAUUUUAAGUUGCACAAUAUGAGAAGACCAAUCGCCAUGAAGAAAGACGGUAUCCAAACCAGGAAUCGCAAAAUAGUAUCAAGAGGAAGGAAGAAAAAAUGUUCUUUGUCAAUGGAAGACACCAAUAAAGCAUUUUGCAGUCGAGAAUAUAUGGACUAUAAUCCAAUUCAGCAGUGUUCAAGAGUACAGCCAUAUGCUGAAAAUGAAAAUCUAAAUGGUUCAAAUUUCUUUACACCUGAAUAUGCACCUUCAUCUAAUACAAGUUUCAAUGGCAUUCAGCAGACAGGAUAUGUAUUUCACACAUAUUCACAGACCAUGAUUGGAGCAAUGACUUAGAAUACAGAUAAUUUUAUUAUUUAUUUCACGAUUAAUACACAAAACUAAUCAGAUCAGAAUUCGAGCACAUUUAUAGUGCUUUAUAAAUAACUCUCAUUAAGAUAGAAAUUACAUAUGUUUGAUAUACCUAAAAAGUGGAUGUGUUUUAAAUUAUUUCAGUGCAUUAUAUCAAUUAAUAAAAGUUAUAAAAUUUGAAUGUAAUUAAAAAAUUUUACAUACAUUUUUUUAGUAUUUUUUUAAUCAACAACUUUCUUGAAA